AUGCCAUGUGGUAACCCCAGAACUGUGGCACAAGCACUGCAACAUGUCUGGGUCACCGAUGAGAUCCUGGCGCAAGCCUUCCACCGCAUUGCUCGAGUCUCCCACGCCCACAGACGCCAUGGCAGCAACGUUCCAGGGCCAUUGGAGGCUCGGAGACGAUCGUCGAAGAGGAGGAUGGGCAUGGAGUCUAUAGGGCAUGGUGCUGGACCUCCGCCAGGUGCUGACUUUGGGUCACUCUUUGGUCUAGGUCGCGCAACACCACCUCCGGAUUUCGAGAGGGGUUGGAAGUGGGAGGCUCCAAUACCGCGCCCAUUGCGGGAAGAGCCCGAGCGAGCAGACCUACAGCGACAUGGCACCGACGAGCAAGCGACGUACCAACCGUACGGCACGACUGAGGCCCAGAAGGUACAGGAUUUCUUGAAGCUGCCACCCGACCCUAUCGAUAGGAGCAAAGAAGCCUUCGAAGCACAUCUCGAACGACUGGAGAAUGUGCAGACACUCGAACAAUCUGAUAUACAAGCUCUGGUUGCCUUCCUCGACAGUCCCUCGAACGAGCCAGAAGCUCAUCUCACCUUGCGGCUCUUCCAAUGGCUCGAAACGAAGUCCAACAUAGAGGAACGAUCUUGGCUUGCAAUCAAAAGAAGCAUCAUGUCUCGCGCGAGGGAGUCGGACAUACAUGUCGAAGAGCUCGUGAAGCUGUUCAUGUACCUGAUCUAUGAUCGGCCUGACGAGUGUAUAUUGGGAUCCUCAACGGACAAGCGGGAACAAAUUUCGGCCAUUACGUCGUGGCUGUCUCAUGUGUGGCCCGCUAGAGACCUUGGCGUGCUCGAGGACAACGUCGAAGACCCAUGGAAUGCUGUGUAUGAGCUGCUCGCUCAGCGCUUCGAACCAUCUGACUUUCCUGAGCAUUUUGGCGACAUGCUAAGGGACCGGUUCGGAUGGGCAUUGCUCCGUCAUUGGGUACCCAGGUUUACUGCGUCAGCAAACGUGUCAGCACCGGAUAGCUCUGCCGAAGACACAGCUCGCGAACAAGCUACGAUGUUCGCGAUGAAGACAUUCAAGCGCUUCCAACCACAUGACCCACAGCUAUCGAACGUCUCUGUCGAUGCGCAAGCUGUCCAUGAAGCCUUCAGCAAGCUCCCCAGACAUGAUGCAUACGUUCUCAACGGCCUCAUUGACGUAUUGUCACGUAAGGGGCUUCCCUACCACCAGGUGGUCGCGCAGAUCGUGGACGUAUACAUUGCAACACAGCCCAAUAGCACGACCAAAAACCUCUUCAUCAACCUCCGCCGAAGGAAGACCAAUCAGCCUGUUCCUCUCGAAACUGCCACGGAACUUAUGCAGCACUUCCUCGCAUCCGGCUUGCCGGUCUACGCACUCUAUGUCUUCGAGUCGCUGCCCAGCAUACCUCUGCGGAUAUGCUACGAUCUACCGGUGAAGCUUAUUGAGGAAGCCCCUCAGAUACAUCAAGACAGGAUCUGGCGGAUCCUCUGCCGCUCCACUUCCGAUGACAAGGUCCCGCUCGAACUACGUUGGCGCAAACGGAAUGCCCUCACCCCAGAGCAUGUUGAGACAGUGCACAAAGUCGCUUAUGCCUGGGCAUCCUCGACAUACAUCAGCCCUCGCAUGGCUUUUCGGCGUGUUUGGGAAUGUUUCAGAUUCUUGAAUGAUCGCUCUGCGCCAAUUUCGCCCAUGUUAUCCCGAGCAAUGGUCAAGGCCGGGAUCAUUCGUCCGCUACAGGAAACAAGACGUUUGAGCAAAGCACAGGUGCGGUAUGUCAUCGGCGUGAUUGAGGGAGUUGAGGGAGAGGGAACAGCGGUUGAAGUCGAUCGCAUGGUGUUCGAGCACUGGAACCUUGUGUUGCAAGCCAAAGGCUAUCGCCCCGGCAUACGGCAGGACCAGGAUGGCAAAUACUGGCUCCACAAUCGUCAGCUGUGGCAGAAAGACUGGAUGAAGCGCGUUCCUCCUCCCAAAGCAAUUGACGUCGAAGGGCUUCCAGGAAGGAGGUUGACUCAGCAUUAUAUGAGAGUGCAGACGACGGAACUGGAACAGAAAGACCAGGUCACCUUCCAGCCAUUUGCGAGCUCCGAGCCCCUGGUGUCUGCCGACCUUUCCAAUGAUAUCGAUCCACCAGGGAGACACCAAUAUAAAGCCCGCAAGAGCGCUCGUCGCGAGGCAAGGCAGCGGGAACGGACGAGCGACGGGAGCGUUAGGAUUGUGGAUCCGGGCGGUGGGAGGUGGAACACUGCGUGA
Molecule: messenger RNA, 2253 nt
Organism: Saxophila tyrrhenica
Lineage: Eukaryota; Fungi; Ascomycota; Dothideomycetes; Mycosphaerellales; Extremaceae
Exons: 2
Coding region: 1-2253 (750 amino acids)
Source: RefSeq, a predicted model, not a curated record